ACGAUCUCUGUGGGUCCUCGGAAAACGAAGACGGUUCUUUCUUCGAUCUCUUUCAAUUUGAUCGGGCUGAAUCGUAUCGUGUUCGUUUCGUGUUUCUUUGCUUUCUUGUUAAGCAACGGAGACUUGUUAGCAUCGCGGAGAAGAAUCGGAAGCGGUAGUGCUCUCAAAUUUUGCUGUUAAAUGGUUGAUGGGAGUAUGGAUUUGUCAAUGUCCCCUGAGACCCACAGAUCUGAUGGUGAUAGGUUGAGAAGAUUGUCUAUGGGAAAAGCAAUCUCAUUGAGUAUUGAUGAACAAAACAGUUUUCGUGACCGCAGAUCCUCAAUUGGUUCUUGUCAUGAUAUUUGCAAAUAUGGACAUAAUCAUUCAUUAGAGACGAAGGCCAGAGUUCCCUUGUUGAAAAGAGCAAUGAAAAAGGCACUUGAUGCCCAAAAUUCAGACCAGGCUGUGGUUGUGCCUGAAAAAAAGCACUCUGUUCGUGUGACCAAGUCGAAGGUUUCACCUAGUUCGGGGACAUGUAUUAGUGGUGGCACUGAUGUGAUUAAACGGGUAGUGCCGAUAAGUUCUCCUAGCAGACGUCCGGUAGAGACUGGAGUUAAGAGCAAAAGUAAGGAACAGGCAACGCUUGUAAAAGCUCCUAACAGGCAAAGUGAGACUGAAGUUACAAGCAAAAGUAAGGAACAGGCAACGGUUGUAAAAGCUCCUAACGGGCAAAGUGAGACUGAAGUUACGAGCGAAAGUAAGGAACCGGAGGUGCCUAUGGGUUCUCCUACCAAGCAGAUUGAAGUUAUAAGUGAAAAUAAGGCACUGGUAGUGCCUAUGAAUUCUCCUACCAAGAAGAUUGAAGUUAUAAGUGAAAGUAAUGAACUGGUACUGCCUGUGAAUUCUCCUACCAAGCGGAUUGAAGUCAUAAGUGAAAGUAAGGAACUGAUAGUGCCUGUGAAUUCUCCUACCAAGCAGAUUGAAGUUAUAAGUGAAAGCAAGGAACUGGUAGUGCCUUUGCAUUCUCCUACCAGGCAGAUUGAAGUUAUAAGUGAAAGUAAGGAACUUGUAGUGCCUUUGAAUUCUCCUACCAGGCGGAUUGAAGUUAUAUGUGAAAGUAAGGAACUGGUAGUGCCUGUGAACUCUCCUACCAGGCAAAGUCCAGUAGAGAUGGAAGUUUCGAGUGAAAGUAGCGAACGAGUAGUGCCUGAAAAUUCUACUAGCAGGCACAGCUCAGUAGAGAUUGAAGCUACGAGCAAAAAUAUGGAACAGGUAACGCCUGAAACUUUUCCUAGCAGGCGAAGUCGAGUAGAGAUUGGAGUUAGAAGAGAAAGUAAGGAACCGGUAGUAGUGGCUGAAAGUUCUCUUAGCAGGCAAGGUUCAAACAGGCGAAGUCCAUUAAAGAGUGAAGCUAUGAAUGAAGGUAAGGAACUGGUGGCCAAGACAAAAACUAAGCCCAUAACCUCAAAACCCAAGUUUCAUAAAACUACAAAGCAAGUAGUUUAUUCGUCUACCAAAUCUGAAAGUUCUCCAAAACAAGCUUUGACCAGUGUUGCAGAAGCAGGGGGCGACAGUUUGUCAAAGCCGAAAGCUUUGAAAGCAAAAUCAGUGACCUCUUCUGGUCCUUCUGGUAAUAUUGCAGCCCACAGCAACAACAUUUCUAAAUCAGGUGAAGGAGCGGGAACCUUGAAAGGAAAUGGAACGAAAGUGGUGGAAAAGUCCAUAAUCACAAUGGAUCCAAAUUCUGUCGAUACCGUGGUAAACUUACCUGCGAUAAAGAACAAGAACUCGAAAGUUGUGUCUCAAGUCAAAAGUCAGAACAAAACGAGAAGAGCUCAAGCCAAGGAAGCAUCAAGUGUGGAAUCACAAGAGAAAAUCUUGCAUGUCAUCAAUGUGGAAACUAAGAAGAGCAAGCUUCUAGAAUCUGACCAAAAUGACAAGCAUGGUUUGAAGGGGUAUCAAAAGUCACCAUCAUCCUUGGCAAAUGGCCCAUCUCUUUCACCUCUUAGAGAAGAUUCUGGUGGAACUAAAUAUACAAAAUAUGAAGCGAACGCCACUGUUUCGGGAUCGAAGAAACACGGUGGCAUAAAAAAAGAAGAUGAUCCCAAUGGGGUUAAAAAAGGCAAGUCCCCGAGAAUGCUUCAGACCAAAGGAAAGGAUUCUUCAUCUUUCAGCUUAAGUUUCAGGAACAAGAAGGUAAUUGACCUUGAUUCCAAAAGUCAUGGUCCAACGAGGCUCAAAUUUAUGGAAGGAAAAUCGUUGGGGGACAACCAAAAGAGCAAGGAUGGCCGAAGAACAAGCUUGAAGAAGGGAAUAGUCAAGGGGAUUUCCAAGAAUUCCACACCGCCAUCUGAAAAGGUAGUUUUGAGACAUCAAGAUGUGGAAGGGAAGAAAGAUACUCAGGUUUUGUUCAAUAAUGUCAUAGCGGAAACUGCGAGAAAACUCGUUCGUACCCGAAAGAGUAAGGUCAAGGCCUUGGUAGGGGCAUUUGAAAAGGUUAUCUCACUGCAAGACAAGAAGCCUACUUCUCUAAGAGCCACAGCUUGAACUGAAAAGGUAGAUUUCGUAUAACUCAGUAGAAUUUGUAUAGUGAUGGAAGAAUACAUCUGGGAAUGAACAGAAGGUGGUGAAAUCACAGGAUUGUGAGUCAAAUUGUGCAUUAAUAACUUGUGUGCUUUAUGCAUCUCUGUUUCUUGUUUUUCUUUUUUCCUUUUUCUUUUUUUUUUGGGUAUUGCCCCUUUACAGAGAAACUACCAUAUGAUAUAAAGCUACGCCUGGUUGGUCUUGUGAGAAUAAAACUAAGAAUAGGGAUGACUUCAUGUACCAUGUCAUUGAGUGUUGAAAGAUGUUCGACCUUGAUUUUGUUGGUUCAUCCUUCUCUAUUCAAUUUAGAUGUUUAGUUUCUUAUUUACA
Messenger RNA from Cucurbita pepo subsp. pepo (vegetable marrow), 2892 nucleotides. RefSeq lists its product as uncharacterized. Lineage: Eukaryota; Viridiplantae; Streptophyta; Magnoliopsida; Cucurbitales; Cucurbitaceae. The record is from RefSeq and is a predicted model, not a curated record. Gene Ontology annotation, molecular function: calmodulin binding.